CUUACUCUCUUGACAUGUGGAAUGCGUUUUAGAGAAUUUUUAUUUUGGUUUUCAUUUUGUCUCACCAACUAAAUUAAUUAUUCUCAACGCAGACCACCGCGGAUUGCACGUCGCAGUAGAGAGCUUCGUUCAGUUUUAGUCGCACCUCACAACCGCUCAUUGCUUGAACGGACCAUGAAAACAACUAAUCUCGGCCUGUAUGCUUUUCGCUUAGCCUUUGGACAGGCGCCGCCGCUAUCUGCGCAGGCCUCGACGAACUGCAGCCAUGCCUACACCACAAACUCAUCCAGCUCCAACCGUGUGGUGACACGCUCGGCCACCAUGCUGGCGCUCUUCGGCAUCGCCCUCUCCUCGUUCAGCCUGAAGCAGCUGCUGGCCAAGAAGCACAGCAAGCACAAUGCUCUGCGCAAGCUGUAAAUGUGGAGGAGCAAUCGCCACCGCAGCGAUGCUGGGCUAACAUCAGAAGCUACGGAGAAGUGAUGAGCUCUGCCCCCAUGCCCUGUAGUCAUCAUGCAUUCUGCCAUUAUAUUUUACACAUUAUUAUCCAUUAUCAUUAUUCACACAUUCACACUGUACAUUUGUUAAGUUAAGUCACUCAGAAAGCAGGCAUGGGCACAGGCGAGGGCGUUUAUUAUGUAUCAAGUUUUGUUUUUAAAUGCUGCACCUAAGAUUGUAGCCAUUACACAUAUUCACCCCUGUUCACCCCGACUCGCAGCGAGUACUCACUCGCAUGCAGCGCCAACUAAAAGGAAUACAAUUUGUGAUAAUCGUGUAUGAUGAAUGCAACACACAGCAAGCAAGCAAGAAAGCAAAGCAAGGAAGCAAAAGGAUUGUUCGAUUGAGGAGAAUAGAGAAUUUCGGAAUUUCCGUUUACCAUUUGAUUUACCCCUUUAGUUUUUACAUUAUGUAUGUGUAUAUUUAUAUAUAUAUUUAGUUACAAAUUGUAUGCAAAUCGGAAACAACUAAAACCAGAGAAGCGACUAAGUAGGAAUGAUCGGGGGAUACACACAAAUAGUGACAUCGUUGGACAGUGAAUCGCUGAAUCGCAGGCUGUGUGCGCUUCAGGUGCAACAGUAUCCCAUCAACAAAUUAGUUUUAGAUCCACACUCUAAUAAAUGCAUUAUACUCAAAAUUA
Drosophila subobscura is the source of this 1135-nucleotide messenger RNA. RefSeq lists its product as uncharacterized. NCBI's taxonomy places the organism in Eukaryota, Metazoa, Arthropoda, Insecta, Diptera, Drosophilidae. The record is from RefSeq and is a predicted model, not a curated record. The coding region runs from base 175 to 417 and encodes 80 amino acids. The transcript is spliced from 3 exons.